AUGGCAAAUAUAAUUAGACCACUUGGAAUUUUCGAACGUUUCUUUGCAGUAAUACAAAAUCUUCGCUUUUACCAUAAUGUAGCAUUCACCAUUCGAUAUCAAUGGGAUGAAUUAAGAAACCAUGAAAAAAAUGAUUCUC
Messenger RNA from Diversispora eburnea, 139 nucleotides. The record is from the annotation of a GenBank genome assembly. NCBI's taxonomy places the organism in Eukaryota, Fungi, Glomeromycota, Glomeromycetes, Diversisporales, Diversisporaceae.